Capsaspora owczarzaki ATCC 30864 is the source of this 8053-nucleotide messenger RNA. RefSeq lists its product as hypothetical. Bases 75 to 7958 code for a protein of 2627 amino acids. The record is from RefSeq and is a predicted model, not a curated record. The transcript has 5 exons. NCBI's taxonomy places the organism in Eukaryota, Filasterea, Ministeriida, Capsasporidae.
UCUCAACGGCUGCGAUUGCCCAAACGCCCCUUGCAGUACCGUCCAAAAGCACUCAAGCCCCCAGCAUUGCACCAAUGUCCACUGGCGGACCAAGCGGUGCCUCCAUCGGGGGCCCACCGAGCGGGUCGACUGGAGCGAGCCAUGCGCUCAAGCCAUACGAGCUGGAGCGGCCAAAGCGGGUCGAAUUGUCAGCGAAACUUGGCAUACCGGACUUGUUUCCGCAACGGCGAGAUCAGCAAGAAGACGUAAUGAAUGUAGAAACGCUUGCUAAAGGCUACAACACGCAACAGGCAAAGGCUGUGGACGCAGAGGACGGCUCGUGGCAUUCGCGUGCCAAAGACGAGCGCAUUUUACAACUUACUCUUGACGGGUUUAGGUCAAUACGCAAAGCCCGGGCCUCGAGAGCUCAAAUACCCGAUCACGACUCGCACAAUGUCAAGGGAAUCACAUACAACCGCGGACCUGGCCAGCACAUGACACUCAAAGAAUGGUUUGUCGAAGUCGAGAGCGGGAGCAUGACUCCGUCGCAACUCGCCGCGAGCUACCCAAUCACCGAUCGCAAAAUUGUGUGGAAUCACUUUUGUGACUUGCGCGUCGAGCAGCGUUGGCCCAUUUCACUCAUCACCUGGGUUGUCAAAUUCAUCUUUGCCUGCGACUACAACGCCACACAAAAAACCGAGUUUCGAACACUGUCGGAAGAGCUUGCAAGUCAUGUAUGUAGUGCCACCAAGGCCGCGCUCCAGGAAUUUGACAAAAUCCCGAGUGCUGUCAUGGCCCAAGCCGGUGGAGGCAUUCCACAGUCUGCUCCGGGUAGUCUUGCAGCUCCCGGGCAUUCUCCAGCUCCGUCGUCGGCUGCUUUUGCCAAGGGCCGCACUCCGGGUCCCGGUGGCUCGAGCACCGCCGCUGCUGCCCCCGCGGGCACGGCAGAGCAGGCAAUCACCGUCCUCAAUUCCCACCAUGCGCGAUGGCAGUACUUUUGCCGCCUCCUUGUUGCGCUCUACGUGGAUGGUCUGGUCGAUCGGCGCAAGGUGUUUGACUGCCUCAUUUCGCUCGUAGCUCAGUCGAACGUGCGAGCACUCGCGCUGGUCGUGCCGCUGGUCGUCGACUUUGCAGAGCUCAUCGCCCUCUAUCAACCGUUUGUGCGCCACAUGCUCACUACCUGCGAGAAGCGCUUGCGCGAGUUUGACGAUGCCUCUGCGAACGCCAUGUCCGGCGCCGCCAAGAGCGUGCUGGACAGCCUUCCCGCCUCCCAAAAAUCGUCGGCAGUCACGUCACCCGGUCAUCUCCUGCAGUCCGGGGUCAUGCUGGACGAGCUGAACAAGGCCACCUCGACGCGAUUGAUGCAAAUGCAUCAGUCCUACCACCCGCAAGUCCACAUGGCGCUGAUUCUGUUAAUGCAAUCGUUAAUCGCUCUUUGUCCAGACGCGCAGGUCGCGUACGGUGUUCGCACGUUUGCGCGCAUUUCCAAAGUUCUCGUCGGUGCUCACCUCCAUGCAUCGGGCGACUCGACUUUUAAGAGCUGCUUCCGCUCCACCAUGAGCCAGUUGCAACGGCGCGUUGAUUUGCUCUUCAAGUACUCGCAGCUGACAGCCGCUUCGGCGCAAGGCGCACCCGGGCUGUCGUCCGGUCCAAUGACGGCUGCUUCCGGUCUCCGCACCGCGGCCGCUACGGCAGCCGCUGCCGCUGCCGCUGCAGGGGCAUCCGGGGCUGCGCGCAACACUGGGCCUCCUGGCAAUGCGUCCUCUCGACUACCUCCAGCCACUGCGGCUCUCCCUGCUUCGGGCGCCAAGUCCUCCUCUGCAUCGUUUGUUCCUGCUCAACUCGAUCCGACUCUGACCUGGCUGCAGCUUGCGGCUUCCAGUACGUCGCCGUUCACACCGCGCGUGGUGCAGGCACUAGAGCUGUAUCCGCUCUUGGACGAGACUGCGUUGCUGUCUGCUUCAUCCGCUUCCUCGGCGUCGCCAUCCACGCCUCAGCGGAGCGAUAUUGCAGCAUUGUACCGAACAGUCUUUUAUCAGCAACCCGAGCCCUCCAUCCCCGGCCAGCGACUCGCUGUGCAGCCUCGCGUUGUUCGUGCACUGUGUGAGUGGGCGGUUCACUCCCACGGCGUCCCCGAUCGCGAGUUCUCGCGUGCAUUGACGGUGGUCGCUUUGCUCACCCACCAUGCGCGAGUUCUCCACUCUGGCAAGACCGGAGUGCUUCCUGCCGCCGAGUCGCAAACCUCUCGAAGUCUUCCGACCAGCACCGGAAAGCGAAGACAUCAGUACACUGACUUUGAUUCAGAAAGCCAUCCUUCCAAGCAAGUGCGGAUUGAAGAGCCCGACGGUCGAAUCACUGCUGUCGCGACCGCUUCUUCUUCCUCUACUGCAGCAGCAGAUGCCAACAACAACAACAACCCACUACUCUGGUCUCUUCCCUCGCUUACGUUUCCGUCGCCAUUGCAAUCUGUCUUCCUGCAGUAUCUAGAUCACCAAUCCAUAGAGUGGGCUUCCCUCUUCCGCUCCUCGUCCCUGGACAGAGCGAGCACCAAUCCCAUCUCUACAGCUCCGGCGGGAGCGCCACUGCCAAUCCAAGACACAAUGCGACGACUAGUGCUCUUGUUUUCAGAGCUGACUUCACGGCGACUCUUCUCGCACAACGCGUACGUCCAAACGCUCAUCUCUCGCGGCGACAUGGAUUGUGCGAUCGAACUGCAUCGCCGUCCGCCGUCGGCGCCGCUGACGUUGGCCCAGCAACGCGCCGUCGGCCAUUUUGCGCUCGUGCAGCAACUGCCCGUCGGUCUCGCCCACGCGCUUGAUCCCGAGUACUCGAGGCUGGCACAAACCUUUUCAGCGAGCAGCACGCCCAACUUCCGCGCACUCUUCAACGUGGACGACCAUGCCCAAGAUCGUAGCCAGCGUCGCGUGACGCUGGUUGGCGUUCGACAUGCCGCCGCCGUUGCCUCGAACGAGAUUGCGACCACUCGUCUCCAUGCCCGCUUGUUGGUCGAAUGGCUCAACCGCAUUUCCACUCAGGUGCAUGACCCAGCUGUCCAGGCCGCAUACGAGCGCAACGAGUCCCACCACAUGGCAUCGCAGCUGGAUCAUAAGAAUGGGCAGUUUUCGGAGCGAGCACACCUUCCGUCCGUGUCCCCCGCCUCGCCAGCCAUGCUAACAACCCCUUCACCGACCUUUGCCUAUUCCGAGCGGCCGAAUUCCGCGAUGGGUGGAUUGGCGAUGCAAUCGCUUGGAUACGCGUCGGGCUUUGGCAUCUCUCCGCCCAACUCGGAGCCCGUCUUGUCCAACGACUUUGGCAUGCCGAGCGAUGGCGGUCAAUAUCUACAGCCGCAAUCGGCCUCGCUGCAGUCAAGCGCUCAGCGGCCUGGGUUUGCUUCCUCCCACCAGCACGCCACCGCCAUGUUUGGCACCCCCGUCUCCAUCGACACGCCCCUCGGCACACAGGGUUCGACCGCAGCAUCGUACUCGGCCAUGUCAGCUGGUCCCGCUGCAUCAUCUCCGUUUGCCUCACCCAACCCUGCUAGCGGCGGCAUGCACGCAAAUACACUGCCACACAGCCACCAGCAGGCUGCAUCUGGAGUUCCACUGCAAACAUUGCGCACUUCUCUCGCGCACCAACACCAUCAGCGGCAGCGGGCUGGCUGGUUUGCGCGUCAAUUUGCAGUGCAGCUGUUGCCACAAAUGGACUCGGUGGAUGCUUCUCAUGCGCCGGCUGUGAUUGACUUUGCUGAUGCUUGCGACAAGCUCCAGGACUUUUCUCAUCACAACCGCCGGCAGAUUCUCAGCUUGGUCAUGGACUGCCUUGUCGCGCACAUCGACCGCGGGCGGCUGCUUUCAUCGCCGCACCAGCAGCAGCAGCAGCAGCAGCAGCACCAGCAAUCGCGGCUGGGCGCCACCGCCGUGUCGACGGCGCCCAUCGUGCCCGGAGGCAUUUCUGCAUCUGCCAACCAGCGCGCAAAAGCGACCGCUUCAUCGUCCGGUCUUGUGCCAGAGACGCUCGUUCGUCGGCUCCCUUGGCUGGCUCCCGAGCAGCUUUUCGAGCUGGCGCGGUUGUGUCUGCAUCUUGGCUGUCCCGACUUGCUGUUGCGCUUCUUGCUCCUCAUCUCCAACCCGCAGCUGGCCGCGCAUUGCUCCGUCCAACUUCUGGCGGGCAUGUUGGCGCUGGUCGACUCGCUGCCGCUUUUGCGAGACGCUUCACCAGAGCUCAUGCAGAACUUGGCCCUGUCUCUCUUUGAGGCUUUGCCGUCGCUGGUCAUGACCGAGACUGGCACGACCGCCGGAGCAACUGGCUGGGUGGCAACCUGCAGCGCCACAGAAGUCGAACUCGCAGCUGUUUUCCCGCCCGCAAUCUCGCCCAUUCUCUGGUCUGCUCCGCUCGCCCGACACGCAGCCCGGUUUGUGGAGCGUGCCAUUGCGUUUGAGCCGACUCUCGGGGCGAGUUGUCCUCAGCAUGCCAAUCGGCUUCCAGCGGUGCUACGGUACGGGUCCUCGACAGCUCGCUCAUCGCCCGGCGCGCUUGACUCAUCGUCCACCUUGUCUGGCGGCGCAGUGCCACCAUCAGGCGUCCACACUAUGGCUGCUCCCUCGGGCGUGCCAGGAAGUACCGCCGAGUCAAACUACUCGACAGCCUUGUCUUCGACGCUGCUCGAACACAUCCGCCGUAGCCAGCCCAGAACGAUUGACACUGUGGCGAUCGUUCAAGAGCUCACUGCUGCGGGCCGCAACGUGAACAACCUAACGACCGCUUUUGUGCACCAAGUGUUGCUCGUUUUGUCUCAGGCGGCCGCUGGUCCCACUAGUAGCGCUGCUGCUGCGCUUGACGAGCCCGGCGCCUUCCGCAGGCCUACUCCAAGUGCCUCGCGGCCUCAGAACUCGUCCCCGUCCUUCCUCGAUGACCCGAGCUUGGCUCCAGAACCAACAUCCGUCGGUUUUGUCGCUUCUCCGUUCCCCACCACCCACUCUGGAGCAACCCCAGUCGAGGCGCUCAGUGACCCAAUGAUGGAUGACUCUGAGGCACACAGCCAGCCAACCAGUGCCACCAUCAACAAUAGCGGCAGCUUGAACCACCCGACGACCACCAGCACGAGUCGAGACGAUGCUGCUGCUGCUGCUGCUGCUGCUGCUCUUGACUCUGGAAUGAUGAUGGACACCACCCCUGCGGCGCCAAUUCGACGCCAUGUCGUUUCCUCGCGGCGAGGGCACCGCCCGCCGCAUGUCAUCGCUGCACUGGCUGAUGGCGCUGACUGGGCGCAAGUCUUGUGUGAGCUCAGCGACCAACUCCCCAUCGAGUCGAGCACCACACAGGUUCUGGCAAGCUUGGUCGGCGUGGCUGCAAAGCUGGCGCCACCCAAAGCCGCCACGCCAACAUCCGCACUUACCGCCAUGAUGGGAAACACGCAAAGCGCCAGCCAUCCGCAGCCCGUCGCCGCCGACAGCAGCAAUGCGGGUACCAGCAACUCUGCCGGUCCAGACUCGUCCAAUCCGAGCGUGCUUGGAGCAGUCGAAGCGAGUCUUGUCGUCGGUUUGUGUGCGCGCGGCGUCUUGAGCGUCUCGCGUGUGGUUGAAGAGUUUCUCCUUCCUCGAAUGGCAACGCUCGUGGAGCAGCUCACCGCCGCCGCACGACGCUCUUCCAGCACAGUUUUGCUGACCACGUCUGGCAGUGGCGGUGCUACCUCGGCAUCGCAUGGCGUUUCAGGUGUAUCGUCGCCCGCUGGCGCGUUGCCGACACCCUCGCGGCUUCCCUCGGCUGCAUCGUCCUCUUUGGGGCUGUCCAGCUCCACCAACAUGGCCUCGCCCAACUCGAUUUCGUCUGCACAGUCGCUGGUGGGCGCGCGAGGAGGCCCGCCGAGCGUUUCGGCCCCCACUGCUUCCUGGGACAUGGAUGUGGACGACACCCAGUUGGGCGCGCAGGUCCAUGCACUUCUCGCCUUGACUGUCGCUCUCUUUGGGGCCGGCAAGCGGGAUGCGACCCUGGAGGACUGGACGCUCGGACAAAUUGUCGUCCUUCAUGGUGGACUCGCGGCAGUCCGUAGCGACCAACUGGCGUUGCUGGCGGUACAGCUCACCUGUCUGGCGCGCAACCACCUGUGGGAAGCGGCGUGCCUUGUUGCACGCGACCUGGUUCUUCGCCACCCAGUGUUUGAUCUGCCGUACGCCCACGUGUCGCGUGCCUUUUCGGCUGCCUUCCUGCCCGCGCUGACAGAGCGCGCCUUGACCCCUUCCGACGCGCUCACCCUUUCGACGCGCAUGCUGCCAAAUCAGUCCGCCGAAGAGUACGACAGUCUGGCCAUGCCUUCGCUUGCCGGCCUCACCCUCUGGAACAUCCCGCAAGCCUGGCUGCGUACACGGCUGUAUGUGCACACGUUGCCGUCCAAUACCACUGCGCAACAGCGCCGUGACGUGCUUGAUAGGCUUUUCGAUGCGAUUGUGGACGGGUUUUCCCACGCUCGGCAGGACCCAACAGUUAUUCCAGGUGUUCCGCCAGCGCACUACCUGAUUCAGUCGCUCGAUCACCCCUGCGUCAUGAACGGCAUUGUCGUGGAGCUGCUCGACUUUUGGCAGGUUCCCGGACGAGAUGUGCUGUCGUGCCCGUUGCACCGAGCGCUGCUCACCGCACGCGGGAUGGGCACCCAGCUUGCGCCGAGACGGUCGCCGGGGCAAGCGCUUGCGUCAGUGUUCCAGCAAGGGCGACAAAUCUCACGCUCCAGUGUGCUCGUUCCCUCCUCCCUGCAAACGAAUCAAGCCCCAACGUCGCCUCUGGUCGUUGAGCGCGCGGUCUUUGAUCUGGUCAUCAGUUUGUUGAAAGCCAGCAGCCUCCGUGCCAUCUCAGCGAGCGCCAUCUCUCCGAGCCAGCUGCUCUCGACGCUGCUUGCGCGCUUGCAGUGGCACGUUGAGCAGUGGGAGGCCCAUGUCUCUGCGCAGCAGCGUGCGGGCGCCCAGUCGGCCAUUCCGCAGCAACCGGCCCUGGCCGUCAUGCAUCUCUUCCCGCUGCCGAACGAGCAGGCAAUCGACCUGGCCUUGGUCCUGUCUUUGACGAGCUUCAUCCUGACCUAUCGAGAUUCAUCAUCCACUGACGACUACUAUCAUCGCUGGAUUACGACGCUCAUCUCGGUGCUGCAUCUUGAUCUCCACAAUGUCCUUUCAGAGAUUGGCGAUCCCUACACGCAGGUGAUUGACAUGCUUUCGAUGAUGUGCUCGUUCGUCGAUCCCGUUGAAAAUUCCAUGCUGAACGCCGGCCCGAACGCGGCCGAUCUGGCCUCUGGCUCGGGUCGAACGACUUCGCUUGGGCCUACACAACAACACCAGCAACAGCAGCUGCAGCACCAGCAACAUGCGUCCAACCAGAAGCUCCGGAAGCACUUGAACGAAGAAAUGUGCACACUGUUGCCCGAACUGCGCGCGCGUUGCUGCCGCAUGUUCCUUGCGCCGGGCGUGCAAGCAGUUGUUUCUGUUGCCUCCGCCGGCGCGACCGGCAAGGCACAACAGCAGCAACCAGCAGAGCAGCAGGCGUCGCAACAAGCCACUCCCACGACUCCCGCUGCUGUGCAGGCGGCGCAGUCCGAAUACGUGACGGUCUCGGCCAAUCCUCGGCUGCAAUUUUUCAAGCCUUGGGAGAUUAACGAGGCCUAUUCGUCCGAAUACCCUCUCGCGUGGUCUUGGUUUCACGCGCAGACAGCCGAUUUUCGUCCCUUCAACAGUCUCAUGCGCCUGAACGCCAAGCACCACCAGAUCCGCCCGAAGGCUCUGUUGCUGGAAGCUCUGCAUCCCACUCUGCUCGCCGCCGAGACCGACCAGCUCAUGCUGCAGUCGCAGGCCACCAAGGGCCCGCAGAAUUCUUCUUCCGCCGCCCAAAACCUGGAUGAGUGGUUGAUGCCCAUGGAUGUGAUUGAGCUGGACGACAAGGGCGCCAUUGUUGGGUCUUCUUCCGAAAGUGGCCACCGCCCCGUCGCGCAAUGGGUUUGAUUCCCACGAGCUUUGUGAUUAUCAUGACUGUCCAGAACGUUGUUUCAGUAUUUUAUCAAAUUUGUCAAUAACCAAUUAUCAGUUUCCAUCAUGCA